AUGCAGUUCUUCACCGUCCUCUUCUUCGCCGCCACUGCCCUUGCGGCACCAGGCGCCCCCGUUGAAGAGCGCCAGACCUACGUGGCCUGCUCUGGCGUGUACGGCAGUGCCCAGUGCUGCGCGACGGACGUCCUUGGUGUUGCCGACCUCGACUGCGGCCAGCCUCCCGAGACUGUUGGCUCGGCUGACGAGUUCUCUGCCGUGUGCUCUGCCAUCGGCCAGAGGGCCCGCUGCUGCGUUCUGCCCAUCCUUGACCAGGGCAUCCUGUGCAACACGCCCGCGGGUGUCGACGAGUAA
Molecule: messenger RNA, 297 nt
Organism: Emericellopsis atlantica
Lineage: Eukaryota; Fungi; Ascomycota; Sordariomycetes; Hypocreales; Bionectriaceae
Product: fungal hydrophobin
Exons: 2
Coding region: 1-297 (98 amino acids)
Cellular component (GO): extracellular region
Source: RefSeq, a predicted model, not a curated record